UCUUCAGCUGCUACGCCCUCCGACCUCCGCACGCAGACACGGCCCUCCUUCGGCGUUUCAUCGACCGAAAUCGGUUCAUAUAAUCUGACCCUCAUCGCGGAUCGUGCUGAUGAUGUCGAGCGCAGCGAUUUGAUCAAAUAACCAGGAGUUACAACUAUUACGUAUCUGGAAAUACGAAAGGGCAGAAUCUUUAGUGCUGCCUUGACUCUCGAGGAAGAUCCUCCAAUUAAGAUCAAAUGGCCGGCAAGCGUAUUCUUAUCCUCUCCACUUCUCACGACCAGCUGCUUGGUGGAGGUCCAACCGGUCUAUGGGCUGAAGAAUUGAUUGCCCCUUACUAUGCUUUCAAGGAGGCAGGAGCUCAUGUGGACAUUAUCAGCGUGAAGGGAGGCAAAAUUCCUCUCGACCAAGGCAGUUUGGCAGAGGGAAUGGUAACACCGGAGGUGAAGACGUUUUUGAAAGAAGACAGUUUGAGGAGUUUAGUCGAAAAUACGAAACCCGUGAGCGAGUUCAAAGAUGCAGCUCAAUCCUACGAUGCCAUAUUUGUGCCAGGUGGCCAUGGAGUUUGUUUUGAUGUCGCCUCAGACAAAACCUGCAUCAGUCUAUUGGAAAGUUUCUGGGCGGCAAAUAAGGUUGUCGGUGCUGUUUGCCAUGGUCCUUGUGGACUUGUGGAAGUGAAAGAUCCAAGUGGCAACCCGAUUGUAAAAGAUAGAACGGUUACGGGCUUUACCAACUCUGAAGAAGAAGCUGUUGGGAAAACUGAUAAAGUACCUUUUCUGCUGGAAAGUAGACUGAUUGAGCUCGGCGGUAAAUUCGAGAAAACUGGUGAUUGGCAACCAUUCGCCGUCAAAGACGGAAAGCUUGUAACUGGUCAAAAUCCAGCCAGUUCAGCGAAAGUGGCGAAGCUGAUUCUUGAAGUUUGUGCUUAAAAUAGAUCUAAAUGUGGCGUUGGCAGUUGGAUGUCUAAACUCCAGAUAAGAACUGUGUUUACCAACAAAGUUUUGACUGAUAUAAAAAAUGCAUUUAUAAUCGGUAUUAGUUGCAGGUUAUCUUUAUGUUUCUUGUAUCAGUGAAAGCUGUGGAGGAAAUACUGUUCUUAUCUGAGUGGAUAAUUCAUUU
This is a messenger RNA of Marchantia polymorpha subsp. ruderalis, 1116 nucleotides long. NCBI's taxonomy places the organism in Eukaryota, Viridiplantae, Streptophyta, Marchantiopsida, Marchantiales, Marchantiaceae. The record is from the annotation of a GenBank genome assembly.